This is a messenger RNA of Folsomia candida, 1138 nucleotides long. RefSeq names its product alpha-(1,3)-fucosyltransferase C-like. The transcript has a single exon. The coding region runs from base 1 to 870 and encodes 289 amino acids. Lineage: Eukaryota; Metazoa; Arthropoda; Collembola; Entomobryomorpha; Isotomidae. The record is from RefSeq and is a predicted model, not a curated record. Gene Ontology annotation, cellular component: membrane. Gene Ontology annotation, molecular function: alpha-(1->3)-fucosyltransferase activity.
AUGAAUAAAGAACUUAUUUUCAGAAAUGACAUGCCCGAAAGCCGGCAAGAGGAUCAAGUCUGGGUCUACCUCAAUCGUGAAUCCCCAGAUAAUUCGAAUCACGAUUUGCCCAGUUAUGCCAACCUUUUCAACUGGACAAUGACUUACCGAACCGACUCUGAUGUUCUACAUCCAUAUGCCGUCAUAGUUGACGAAGAUACGACACAGGACAGGAUGGGAAGACGACUAAUCAAUCCAGACUACUCAAAUUGGAUUAACUUGACAAGGAAGAAAACCAAAUUGGCAGCAUGGGCAGUCAGUAACUGUAACACUGACAGCAAGCGUGAAAAUCUUGUAGAGAAACUAAGACAAUUUGUUGAUAUCGAUGUAUUUGGAAGAUGCGGAAACUACACGUGUCCUUUCGGGACAGAUACAUGUUUUAACUUUAUUGAGGAAACUUACAAAUUUUACUUCGCCUUUGAAAAUUCCCUUUGCGAUGAUUAUAUCACGGAAAAAUUUUUUUACAUGCUAAAUCGCACAAUUAUCCCAGUCGUGUUUGGAGCGGGGGAUUACGCCAGCAUUUCUCCGAGACAUUCGCACAUUGACGUGAGGGAUUUUAGCAGCGUGAGAAAACUUGCCGAAUAUUUGAUCUACCUGGACAGCAAUGAGGAGGAAUAUGUGAAGUAUUUCUGGUGGAAGAAAUAUUACCGGGUACGGCAGACUGAUGGAUGGUGCAAACUAUGCUAUAAAUUGAAGGAUAAAGAAAAAUCUGUUAGACAGAUAAUACCAGAUUUGGAAGGAUGGUACAGAUUUAAGAAAGAUGAACAACAUACAACUAUUCCUCGAUGUGUACAUUAUUCAGGAAAUUUUUCAACACUACAAAGUUUCUAGAAUGCAAAUUGAUCAAUAAAUCUUGGCUUAGUGAAUUUGUCGCAUCUUUCUGAACAUGUAUACCUGUUUACGACAAUUUCGGACCAUGUGAUAUUGACCUUACUUUUAAUUUUAACCAAAAAAGUAAAGUGUUUAUCCGCAUGUGUACAAACGCAUUUCAAGAAGUACGUGCAAACAUUUUUUAAAUAGGGACGAUUUUGUACGGCACUGGUCAUUUAGCUUUUUUAAAUGUAAAAUGUAAUAAUAUGUACAUACUCUCCGAAUACAA